This is a messenger RNA of Apis cerana (Asiatic honeybee), 1933 nucleotides long. It is a transcript of the gene Ufm1, whose product is annotated as Ubiquitin-fold modifier 1. Gene Ontology annotation, cellular component: nucleus; cytoplasm. NCBI's taxonomy places the organism in Eukaryota, Metazoa, Arthropoda, Insecta, Hymenoptera, Apidae. Gene Ontology annotation, biological process: protein K69-linked ufmylation. The record is from RefSeq and is a predicted model, not a curated record.
GUCAGACUUGCCAGUAUACGAGACAAAAUGGUCGACAGUGAUGUAAAAAAGGAGAGUAGCAGUAUUAUUAUAUUAUAUGUAUGAUUAGUAUAUUUUUUUUUAUAGAAUUUGAAAGAUUUAAAAGGAAAGUAGUAGGAGAAAAGAAAAAUGAUUAUGAUUUAUAACUCAGUAAUGGUGUUUUUAAUAAGAGAUAUUAAAUACUAAAGAUAAUAUAGAUAACAUAGAUGAAAUGCUUAUAUGAAAUCAUGAAGAUGCUGAAAGAAAGAAAAAAUCCCUUGUUAAGAGAUGAAAUUUUUAAUAAAAUUCUAAAUAAAAUUAUGUUAUUAUAAGAUGAGAUUUAUCAUAUCAUAUCGUAUCAUAAUGAUUUCUUUAUCGAAAUCAUAUAAUAUAAUGGUAUAUAUAUAUUGCUCUCUUACUUUUUUAUUUUAUAUCAUUAUCAGCUAUUUUGUUCCGCAUGCUGGCAAUUCUGAUUGAGUCGAAUGUCUUACAUUGCAUAGUAGAAAAUACUCCACGUCUGAUUGAGGUUAAUGUUUUUUUCAAAGUGAAAUAUAUAUAUAUGAAUAAUUCAUUUUUUGACAAAAUACUAUUUAAUAAUUAUUGAUAAAUAUAAUUAUGGCGUACGUAUUCUGAUUUACAAAAUCCUCAAAAAGAUAACAUAAAAAAAAGAUUAUAGACAAACUAUCAUGAUUCUAAAAUGUCUAAAGUUACUUUUAAAAUAACUCUGACAUCUGAUCCAAAACUUCCUUUUAAAGUACUUAGUGUACCAGAUAACACUCCGUUUACUGCUGUAUUAAAAUUUGCUGCAGAAGAAUUCAAAGUAUCUCCAUCAACAUCUGCAAUAAUCACAGAUGAUGGAAUAGGUAUCAAUCCACAACAAACAGCAGGAAACGUUUUUCUUAAACAUGGAUCUGAAUUGAGAUUAAUUCCUAGAGAUCGAGUUGGAUAUGGUAGAUAAUUUGCACAAGUUUCAAUAAGAAUUCAUUGUUUAUAAAAUUUUCAUUUAUAUAUGAAUUAUUUCUUUGUUAUAUUUUUCAUUAACAGAAAAAACAAAUUACUUUUUCAUAUAAAAUUUGAUUCAUAUAAAAUUUAAAUAAAACCUUAUUUAAUUCCUUAAGUUUUAUAAAUUGUACUGUUCAAUGAAAUUGUAUUAAUAAUUUUUAUAAAUUAUAAAUAUUCAUAAUUUUUUAUUUUAAAAUUAAAUUACAAAUAAUAUGAAGGAAAUUUAUAAAAACACAUUAGAUACAUAUAUUUGAUAAAAAGAUUUUAUAAGUGAAAUACAUGUAUAAGGUCGAUACAAAGAUAUAUUACUACAUGAUAAAAUUACUUAGCGAUCAGUCAUAGCGCAAUAUUACCAAGAAACUUCCUGUUGCAAUCAAAAUAAUUUUUUAAAAUAAGAUCUUUAAAUCACAGUUAACGAAAAUUCAUAUUAAUUAUUGAAUAAUUAUCAAAAUUAACAAUAUUUUAUGAUAAUUUUAUCCAUUUAUUGAAAUUUUAUUAUAUCUAUUGUUUUAUUUUAAAAUAUUAUAAAAAAAUUUAGAAAUUUAAAAAAUUUUUAAAAAUAAUUUUUCGAGAUAUUGUUUUUAUAUAAUUUUUCUAUAUAUAUUCUAAUUUAUUUAUCAAAUAUAUAAAGUAUAAUAGUAAAUAAAAAUAUAGUUAAUAAAAUAUGCAACAAUGACGUUUCUUAGUUUUAGAAUAUUUGAAUAUUUAUAAUUAUUUAACAUACAAAUGUGAAUUGCGGACGAUUAGCAGUUAUAUAUUUUUUUUCAGCAAAGUAUUAUUGUUUUUUUUCGCUUUUUUUUCAUUUCGAUAUUUAUAAAAGUUUUAUCGUUACUUUUGAUCUACGAAAGAAAACAUUAUAUUUCUAAAAAUGGUAUAAAUGUGUAAUACAUAUGUAAGAAAUUCAGAGAAAAAUAUAUUUUUUUUAAAUGCUUAA